AUGCGGCAGUUGAUUUACUCGCUGCGGCUGCUGCUGCUGCUGCUGGGUCUCCUUUUACUGGCCCACGGUAAAUCGACAAGUGUUGCUAUUUCUUAUAUCAGUGCAAUUACUCCGGCUACAUCUGCAGUCUUUAAUCAUUCCAACAGGUUUUACAGAAGAGAAAACACUCAAACUCUCCAUCUCACUCUUUCAUUCUGUCUCUCCCCCCCUCUCUCUCUCUCUCUCUCUCUCUCUCUUUCAUUCUGCCCCUCUCUCUCUCAAACACACACACACACUCUCUUUCUCUCUCACUCACUCUCUCUCUCUUUCAUUCUGUCUCCCCUCUCUCUCACACACACACACUCUCUUUCUCUCUCACUCACUCACUCACUCUCUCUUUCAUUCUGUCCCCCCUCUCUCUCUCACACACACACACACAUCCUCUCUUUCUCUCUCACUCACUCACUCACUCUCUCUUUCAUUCUGUCCCCCCUUUCUCUCUCACACACACACACUCUUUCUCUCUCACUCACUCAUUCACUCUCUCUCUUUCAUUCUGUCUCCCCCUCUCUCUCACACACACACACAUAUACACUCUCUCUCUCUCUCUUUCAUUCUGCCUCCCCUCUCCCUCUCCCUCUCUCUCUAUCCCUCUCUCUCUCUCUCACACACACACACACACACUCUCUUUCUCUCUCACUCUCUCGCUCUCGCUGGGGUCAGUUACUCGAUAUUCUUUGA
Acanthosepion pharaonis is the source of this 720-nucleotide messenger RNA. The record is from the annotation of a GenBank genome assembly. Lineage: Eukaryota; Metazoa; Mollusca; Cephalopoda; Sepiida; Sepiidae.